CAUCUGUGAAUAACACGCAUGCGAAACCUCAGGUAAUCUAGAUAUCAUCAACAUCAAACGUCCACUCUUACAUAAACAAAUAAACAUACGUCUCAUUUCAAUUGUCAACUUUAUUUAUUUGCUCAAUAUCAAAUAUCUUUCAUCCUCACUACAUCUUAAACAAUAAUCACGCAGAGCUUCAACAUGAAUCAAUCACUCCCACCCAACGUUCACAUCUCCACUCACCCAUGUCUCCAAGCCAAACUCUCACAAUUACGAUCCAGCGAAGCCAAUACCCGCGAAACCAAAGCUCUCGUUAAUGAAAUUUCAUUGAUAAUAGGAUGUGAAGCUACAGCUGCUGGAAUUACCGUUUCCAAAGGUCCAACUGUAUGUCCAGCCAUCCCUCUCUCCCUUUACCCCUCACCAUCUCCACCCCCACCCAUAACUCAACUAACCAAAUAACCAACAGGCCAAAACACCCCUCGGAUACGAAUAUACAACCACAACCAUAACCCCCUCCUCCAUCUCCCUAAUCCCUAUUCUCCGCUCCGGUCUCUCCAUGGUCGAAGCCCUCCAAACACUCCUCCCAACCCCUACCCCCAUUCACCACCUCGGACUCUUCCGCGAACCCACCACCCUCGAGCCUGUAGAAUACUACAACAAUCUUCCCUACCACGCACCUCCUGCUUCUUCUCCCUCCAACACCCCCAACUCUUCCGCUUCCGAGCUUGCCAUCUUGCUCGAUCCCGUUAUUGCUACGGGAGGUACUUGCGCUGCUGCUAUUCGCACAUUAAGGGAAUGGGGUGUCAAGAGAAUUAUUGUGAUGAGUGUGUUAGCUGCUUUACCGGGCUUGCAACAUGCAGCCAACGAAUGGCCUGAGGGAACAGAGAUUUGGUGUGCGGGAGUGGAUGAGGAAGUUAAUGAUAAGGGAAUGAUUAAGCCAGGAUUGGGGGAUGUGGGCGAUAGGUUGUUUUUAACUAUCGGAAAGUAAGAGCUUAGAAAGGAGUGGGUUGGUUACUUCGUCGAGGAUCGCUGCAUUGUAUAGCGAUGUGUCUUUAUAGUGAAUAGAUACCACCAGCUUGAUUUUCUAUUAUUGAUACUUGCUAAAC
This is a messenger RNA of Sclerotinia trifoliorum, 1088 nucleotides long. Lineage: Eukaryota; Fungi; Ascomycota; Leotiomycetes; Helotiales; Sclerotiniaceae. The record is from the annotation of a GenBank genome assembly.